CGCCCUUCGCCGCGCAUGCGCGGGGCCGCCUGAGGCGGGGAGGUGAGCGGCCGGCUGCGGCGGGAAGAGGGGAGCGGCGGCGGUGCCGGGCUCGGAGCAUGCUGUCCCUCCUGACCAGGGUCGCCGGCGGGCCGCUCCGCUCGCUGGGCCGCUCGCCCUUCUCUUCCCUGGCCCCAUGGUGGCGGGCGGCGGUGAGGCGGGCCGCGCCGCUGUGGUGCGGGGCGGCCGCCCCCCGCGCCUCGCUGCUGGCCGCCUCGCCGCCGCCCGGGUUGCUGCUGCCGCCGGUCCUCCUCGCGGGGCUGAAGACGAAAACCUCCUUGAAGAGGCGGUGCAAGGACUGCUUCAUCGUCCGGCGGCGGGGCCGGCUGUACGUCCUCUGCAAGACCAACCCCCGGCACAAGCAGCGAAAGCUGUAGCCCCCGCCGCCGCCGCCGCCGCCGGGAGCCUCUCCCGGCCGGGAGGGCGGCUGCGGGGCCCCGGAGGGGAGGCGUUCGCCCGUCGGGCCUCGGAGCCCUGCCUUCUGCCUCCCCGCCGCUGGGACCGCUGCCCCUUCCCCGGGUGACCCUCGGGAGCUGACCGCUGGGGACGCGAAUCCCAAAAUGGUGUCGGUGAGGGUGUUUCGUCUUAGCGCUGACGUAGAGCGAGUCAAGGUCUUGGCGGCCCUUGCCGUGACUUCGGACCGUGGAUGGGGAGGACUGGAGUGGGAAGCCACAACUUUCAGGACCUCCAGUCGUCUUAGCCGUGAAGCCUUAAAAAUCACCUCGCUGUUCAGUUAGUAAGGGCAAAGUUGACUCACUGGUACGCCGAGAUCCAUUUGUGUUUCAUUAAAGCAAAAUGAAAAUAAA
Harpia harpyja (harpy eagle) is the source of this 845-nucleotide messenger RNA. RefSeq names its product mitochondrial ribosomal protein L36 (gene MRPL36). The record is from RefSeq and is a predicted model, not a curated record. Gene Ontology annotation, cellular component: mitochondrial large ribosomal subunit; ribosome. The transcript has 2 exons. Gene Ontology annotation, biological process: ribosome biogenesis; translation. Gene Ontology annotation, molecular function: structural constituent of ribosome. Lineage: Eukaryota; Metazoa; Chordata; Aves; Accipitriformes; Accipitridae. Bases 99 to 416 code for a protein of 105 amino acids.